Messenger RNA from Tympanuchus pallidicinctus (lesser prairie-chicken), 5170 nucleotides. It is a transcript of the gene RIMS3, whose product is annotated as regulating synaptic membrane exocytosis 3. Lineage: Eukaryota; Metazoa; Chordata; Aves; Galliformes; Phasianidae. Gene Ontology annotation, biological process: regulation of membrane potential; calcium ion-regulated exocytosis of neurotransmitter; regulation of synaptic plasticity. The transcript has 7 exons. Gene Ontology annotation, cellular component: presynaptic membrane; cytoskeleton of presynaptic active zone. The record is from RefSeq and is a predicted model, not a curated record. Gene Ontology annotation, molecular function: transmembrane transporter binding; small GTPase binding. Bases 59 to 988 code for a protein of 309 amino acids.
ACGGGCGGCGGCGGCGGCGGCGGCAGCGGUGGCUGAUCCCACCCCGCGACGCCUCACCAUGUUCAACGGGGACGCCGGCCCGUCGGCGGGCAGGAAUGUGGUGCGCAGCUCCAGCAUCAGCGGGGAGAUGUACGGCGUGGAGAAGAGCGCGCGGGGCAGCGCCGACUCCGUCAGCAUCACGGCCAGCAAGAAGCGGCGCUCCAGCCUGGGUGCCAAGAUGGUGGCCAUCGUGGGGCUGUCGCAGUGGAGCAGGAGCACGCUGCAGCUCAACCAGAGCGAGGGCGGCCCCAAAAAGCUGCGCAGCAACAUCCGCCGGAGCACCGAGACCGGCAUCGCGGUGGAGCUGAGGACCAGGGUGACCCGGCAGGGCAGCCGCGAGUCCACCGACGGCAGCACCAACAGCAACAGCUCCGACGGCACGUUCAUCUUCCCCACCGCACGGCUGGGAGCCGAAAGUCAGUUCAGUGACUUCCUGGAUGGGUUGGGCCCGGGGCAGCUGGUGGGACGGCAGACUUUGGCCACCCCCCCGAUGGGUGAUGUCCACAUGGGCAUGGCGGACCGCAGCGGGCAGCUGGAGGUGGAGGUGAUCCAGGCACGGGGCCUCAUCCCAAAGAUGGGCUCCAAAUGCAUCCCAGCCACCUACGUGAAGGUUUACCUGCUGGAAAACGGCGUCUGCCUGGCCAAGAAAAAGACCAAAGCGGUGAAGAAGACCUGCGACCCCUCGUACCAGCAGGCGCUGCUCUUCGAGGAGAGCCCCCAGGGCAAAGUCCUGCAGGUGAUCGUGUGGGGCGACUACGGGCGCAUGGACAGCAAGUGCUUCAUGGGCAUGGCUCAGAUCGUCCUGGAGGAGCUCGACCUCUCCAGCACCGUGGCGGGCUGGUACAAACUCUUCCCCACCUCCUCUCUGGCCGACUCCAGCAUCGGGCCGCUGGCACGCCGCCUCUCCCAGUCCUCUCUGGAGAGCUCCACCAGUCCCUCCUGCCCAUAGCCGGGCAGGGAGAGCCAUCCCGACCCCCAGGACUGUCUGUGGAUGGCUGUAAAUAUCCCAUCCUUUUUUUUUCCUCCCUAUUUUUUUUUUAAUUUUAAAGAUCUCCUUCCCAACAUCCCCUGCUCCCGGCGCGCUCCUCCCAUGCUGGGAGCACGGAGACGCCGUUCCCUUCUUUCCAUCUCGCUCCUUGCCCUGAGAGGAACAGGGAGCAACGAGAGACUCGGCAGAAGAAUCCAACUCAGCACUACUUUUCGUUCCAAGGAAUGUAGCAUCUUCUCUUAUGUAGCUCGCCACGUGCUAACGACACAAUCACUGCAAUACCCGAGAGGCUCCGGAGCAGAGCGGGCGCAGCCCGUUGGUUUCCCCACGCCGACCCCGCGGCACCGGUGCCCUUUUUCCUUUCUUUCGGUAGCGUUUUGCCUGUGACAUUGCCAAAGCGACAGCGCACCGCGGCGCCCCCCAUCCCCUCCAUGCGGGGAGGGAACAUCUCAACAGCAGCUCCUGCUGCGCUGGAAGCGGGGUGACGGAGAGGAGCCGAGCGAAGGACGCAGCGCUCGGUGGUGACGACGAGCGUUUGGGUGUUUGUUCGUUUUCUGUUCGUGUGUUCAGGUCGUUUGUUCUUCAAGCAGCAUUCCGGUGCUCCCUUCCCCUCCUCCCCCCCCCGGGGAUCGGUUCUUGUAGCAACACCGAGAAUGGCGGAAGCUUCUUUUGUUUUGUUUUGUUUUGUUUUUGAAGGUGCCUAAAUGAAAUUUGCUGACAAUACUCAGGGGAGACACCACUAGCGACUCUGCUUUCUUCGCGGAAUACAGUGAGCACGAGGACUGUCCCGAAGGAUCGGGGUCCAACAGAGAGGAAAAAAAAAGAGAAAAAGAUUUAAAAAAAAAAAGAGAGAAAAACCAAACCACGACACCAAGAGAGGAGGAACGGGGGAUCCCCGCCGCCCCCACGGCUCUGCCUUCCGGGUCCUGGCACGCAGGCAGAGCGGAGGGCGCAGAACAGACCCUCAGUUUGAUGCGAUUCGCUUUGCCAACUCGACUCCAGUGGGAGAAAGGAGGAGGAGGAGCUCUGUCAGCACUGCUCAGCACUGCGCUCUGCCAUGGGCGCACAGCACCGCGCAGCCCCUGCGUUCUGCGCCACCUGAGAGCCCAGCACCAGGAACCCGGCAGCGCCGGCUCACUUCUUAUUGCUCCUAACGGCAUCGCGGUGCAGGCAGGAGGAGGGCAAACGGCUCCCAGCAGCACCGCCUGCCUUGCUGCAAACGCUGCGGGUGUGGGAGCGACUCCUGCAGCCGAGGCUGUGCUCACAUCACCGCGUCCACCCCGUUCAUCUCCAACCUUGUGAGCCCUGUGCCAGCCCUGCACCCGGCCCCACGCAGCACCCAGCACCCAGCGCUGCCUGCAGUGCAGCACAGCCACGGCCCUGCGCUCCGAGCUGCUGGGGAAUGCUCAUUGCACAGGGCAUUCCUUGCAUGCUGCAAGGAGCAGAGGAUGGCUGAUCGGACCCUGGGAGGUCGCUGCAUCUUCCCUCCCCCAGGAAAGCAGAUCCAGGCCCUUCUCCUUCCCAAAUAUGUUCCUCUAGAAAAGAAAUGAGCAUCAGACAGAAGGGGCUCGGUGCUCUGGUCCCUGCCUGGCGCUCCCAGCACCCACGUGUGGCGCAGAGGAUCUCACUGCAGCACAGCUCACAGAGGGGCAGGAGCCAGGGCUCCUCGCUAAGCAGUGAGGAUGGAUGUUACCCAACCAGCCUUGGAGUCCUGGGGCAGCACAAGCAGUGAGCAGCUCAGCACUUCAGCUCCUGUGCAGAAGCAGUGCUGGCGCUGCGCUCCUGGAGCGCCUUCCCUUCCUUACCAGUUGACUCAGAUGCUUCUCCCUGCACCGAGGGGAACAGAGAGUUCCCUAAGGGAGUGCAUCUGCUGGAAAACAGCUUGAAGGCCAAGGAGCAGCGGCCAGGCAGCAGUGGCCAGGCGCCGUUCUUCAUGGCUACACCCAAAGUCUCGCUGUGCUUCGCGUCAGAGAUGGGUACAGCUCCGAGCAGCUCGCCCUGCUGGCCUCCAGGCUGCCGUGCCUCAAGACAGAGCUCUAAGAGCCAGAUUUGCAUCCCACGCUGCAGCGAUGGCCUUCGACGCAGCUGUUUCAGUGGGAAGUCGUCCUCCUCUACCACAUGGAUGCACACAGGCGGUGGAAAGGCCCUGCUUACACCUCGGGUCUGGGUAGGAAGGUUGGAAUCCCGCAGACGUGAUGGCCUGCAGGAGAGCAGCAGCAGGCGGGCAGCGCAGCGGGGCACGGAGCAGCGGGUCAGAGGGGCGGCAGCGCCGCUGCUCAGCCCUCGCUGCCCUGUGCUGAUCCUCACGCUGUGAAGAUUUGGGUUUCGAAUGCAGACUUGAGAAAAACGUACAGCAAAGGGCACGAGGUCGUCCUGCUGUCCGAGGAACCGCCGCACUGUUACAGCCAACCCCGAGCCGGGACUGAGCACAGCAGCACCCGGAGCCACCGGGGCAGCAGCUGCCCAGGAGUGGGGUCAGGACGCAGCUCUGCUGAUUGGGAUACCUCAUUCUUUUGUUUUGGUUUGUUUUUUUUCGCCCCCCCUCCCUCCCUUUCCUGUUUUCCCCUCUCUUUUAAGACCCAGACCUUCGUGCACUCUACCGCAUUCAGGUUCUUUUUUGUUGUCAUUGUGCAAUGAAGAGCAAUUCUUGGGGGCGGGUGCUGGUGCGUGUGUGUGCUUCCCCUGCUCUGUGCCACUCCGAUGGCCAAGGAGCAAAGCGAAGGGAUGGCACACGGGGCAGCAGAGUCUGUUCUGCUCCUGCGCCCCAAUGCUGCCCCGUAACCCAACCUGGGGGCGAUGCAGCCCUCAGAAGGGCAGGCAAGGAAGCUGUAGGAAGCUGAGGACGAUGCACAGUGCACUGUCCCCACUCGCUGAGGCUUCACCUGCACAAGGAUGGCUGCGGAGCACAGAACCCCACGGUUCCCUCCUGCCUUCUGGGCCCCAUGAAUGUUUGUUCGCACUUUGAAGUUGGUGGCCUUGUUUUCUGAAAAGGGCUCAAUCUUUCCGUGCAGUCAAAUCGGACUCACCUUCCCCAUCGCACUGCUCUUCUCCCCACCUCCAAACCCAAUCGACGAGCAGCUCGGCUGGACAAAGCACCGCCAGGGCUGCGGGAUCUGUCAUGAAUCUCAGCAGUUUGUACGUUAGAUACGACACCAGACCCUUCUGGCUGGGAAACAGCCAUAAGGGGAGCAGCAGCUCAGACUGAGGUUUGUCCUGAAACACAGCAACAGGAGAACAGCAGCACUUUGAGCACAGAGAAAGCAGCGCCUGAAGCGCUCACCUGCCACAAAGCUCUGAAUUCAGACUCCCAAACUUCAAGAUGGGAAGAAUUUUACCUUCAACCUCUUCACACGCAACCAAUGCCUUUUGAACUUCAUUGCCAACCCCUGGAGGAGCAGAGCAGUGGCAGCGUGUGCUGCAGACACCCGGCCAGGAGGAGCCCCCAGCCGCUGCUCCCAGCAGCACAGCGCAGCUCCAGCGCUGGAACACGGCCUGCAAACCGUGCUGCAUCCCCAGCAAACUGCAUGGAGGAAGAAUUUGGAAGCCGUCAGAAUUGGUGAGCCACAAAUCGCUGCUGGCUUUGCUUUCCGUCCCCAUCUCCCCCAGGAGCGAAGCUCGCUGUGUGCAUCCCACGCCUGAUGGAGCUCCUCUGCCAGCACAGCACGGAGCAAAACCUGCCUGCCUUCACCAUGCGCUCACAGACUUUGCUUUGAUGACAGAUCCCCACGUUCAACAACGCCACCUUCAAACAGCGGCACAGGGGGGGGCAGGGGGCUGCGCUGCGCCCCGGCUCCGCAUUCAAGACAAGGGGAGGAUGGGCUUCGAUGGCUCCUUGAGGUGAUAAGAUUUAAGAGGGAAAAAAACAAAAACAAACAAAAAAAAAAGCAAAUGGCAAUUUUUUUACUUGUGUUCUGUAAUGUUUUAUAUGUGCGUGGUCUUUCUUAAUGUAAAACUCUUGUAUUUUUGUGGUUUAUAUGCAGCAGGACUGAUGGCUGUGAGGGUGCACGCUAUUUUGUAAGAUACUCCUAAGCCAGUUUUCCCCAGGAGGAACAAACUGACUCAGUACUCACAUUUUCAUUGGCUUGUACCUGCAUGUACAGUACGGGGCAGCAAGUGAAGAUGAUUAAAGCCAGCUUGAAAACC